UCUAGGCCACCAGACAAUUGCUCCAUAGCAAAACACUGCUUUCAGCAGCUGCGCAAUCCGAUCUUGUACGACUUUCAUUACGUUUUCGUUGCGCGUGCGCUAAAGAGUUGAUUUUUCGAAAGAAAAAAAACUCCCCUUCGAUGGUUUUGUCACUCUGUUCCUCGCCAAAUCCGCGUACGAAAAGACAGCGAUGUCGUACCUUCACCAAUCGAUUUCUACGAGUUUAAGGAUCAGUGCUACUCAGGGUGCUACUGAAUAUGAGCCGGAUUAAAAAUCUGGUCUCCGAAUGCGAGUGGUAAAAAAUUCCGUUUAGUCGGAAAUGGGAGUACAGACAGACAGACCGACAAACCGACAGAUGGAUUGACAUCAUCGAGAUUUUGUUUGAUUCGAAUUCUUGGUGCUUGAAAACGGUUAUUAGGUUAUUACCCGUCAAAAAGAUAAUUGUUUAUCCAGAUGCAACACCUCUCCUACUAGCAUGCGAGUGGUCAAAUAGGGAGGGAGGAUAACACAUUUUUCUAAAUAAGCUAGGGAUGCAAGUUAAGGAAUUAGACCCUUUGCUGAUCUGCGAACAACUGGCGAAUACUUACUGGUAAAAAUUCGUCCUUAACGAAUCCUUUGGAAGUCUACAACUCUACACCUCCGUAACUGACAGAAUUUCGCGAGCUUAUCCUAGAAUUUAUCCCUGGUAUCGGAGUAACAAAUCAAAAUGACUCAAAUCUUUCGUCGUAAAAGUCUUCCAACUUCAAAUAGCAAAUAGAAUAUAAUUUACCUGCACUAUUUGCCAACAAUUUGUAACGUAAAUAGAUUUUGGAUUGUGCUAUUUGUUUGUUCCAUUGUCGUUACUUCUCAGUCAACCGCAAAGUCUUAUCAAACCUCAAUGUUUGGCUAGUUAAUAUUUGCACGAUCCUACUUAUCUAUCAAUUUGUUUAUAUAAAAGUGCAAGAUUCUAUUGAUUUCAACUACGUUUGUGCUUCAGUUUCUAGAGAUACCUUCGAAUAAUACAGUAAUGGCCGAUAAGCUGUGGGGAGGUCGUUUUUCCACAUCUCCCAAUCAAGAAUUGGAAAAGCUAAAUUCCUCUAUAAACAUCGACAAGGAAUUAUACGCGGAAGAUAUCGCCGGUAGUAUAGCAUACGCAAAGUCAUUGGUCACCGUCAAUCUACUAACGGAAGAAGAACGGGAUCGAAUUUGCGACGGUCUAAAUUGCAUAAAGAAAGAGUGGGAUGAAGGGAGUUUUAUUAUUAAAAAGGACGACGAGGAUAUACACACGGCAAACGAAAGACGGCUAAAGGAAUUAAUAGGCGAACCGGCAACAAAAUUGCACGUUGGGCGUAGUCGCAAUGAUCAAGUUGCUACAGACAUGAAGCUUUGGUUGCGAUCGCGUUUAACUGAACUCAAAUCGCUUAUGCUAGAAUUAAUUAAUGUAACUUUGGAGAGAUCCGCUGAAGAGGUUGGUGUUUUGAUGCCAGGGUAUACGCACUUACAACGGGCACAGCCGGUGAGGUGGAGUCAUUGGCUUUUAAGUCACGCAUGGUCGUUGAAAAACGACGUGGACCGAUUGCAAGAGAUCAAGAAACGUGUCAACAUAAUGCCUCUUGGUAGUGGAGCUUUAGCGGGAAAUCCUUUUAAUAUAGACCGGAAGUUGCUAGCGGCAUCUUUAAAUUUUGCUGAACUUACCCAUAACAGCAUGCAAGCAGUUUCUGACAGAGAUUUUAUAGCUGAGUUUUUAUUUUGGGCUUCCUUAACCGGUGUUCACAUGAGUCGUUGGGCUGAAGAUUUAAUUAUAUUUUGUUCAAAAGAAUUUGGCUACGUUACAAUAGACGAAGCGUUUUCGACGGGAAGUAGUCUGAUGCCGCAAAAACGAAACCCAGAUUCGUUAGAGUUGAUUAGAGGAAUUGGCGGUGGUCUGUUUGGAAAGUGCUGCAGCUUAAUGAUGACAAUGAAAGGGCUUCCCUCUACCUACAACAAGGAUAUGCAAGGCGAUAAAUCAGAAAUGUUUGCUGCUUUCCAGAAGUUGCAGUCAAUUUUAAAAGUUGCGACUGGUGUAAUUAAAACGUUAAAGCUGAACGAAGAAAAGUGUCAAGGUGGUUUAAGUGUUGAAAUGUUAGCCACUGACAUUGCGUACUACCUUGUUCGUAAAGGUCUACCCUUCCGAAAAGCGCAUCACAUUGCAGGGCAAGUAGUCGCUCACGCGGAAAAAAGCAACGUUCCGCUACAAUCAUUAUCUUAUAAUGAAUUAAAGUCAAUAAGUGAGCACUUUAGCAACGACUUCUCCAAAAUCUGGAAUUAUGAGAACAGCGUCGAGCAAUACCAGGCAAUUGGUGGAACCAGUAAAAGAAGCGUUUUAAAUCAAAUUGAGGAACUGAAGAAAUGGAUGAAUGAAACACGAACAUUAUAAAAGGUUUUUGAAAUAAAGCGAUUCUGAAUUAGCAAAACAGCUAA
Molecule: messenger RNA, 2439 nt
Organism: Photinus pyralis (common eastern firefly)
Lineage: Eukaryota; Metazoa; Arthropoda; Insecta; Coleoptera; Lampyridae
Product: argininosuccinate lyase
Exons: 8
Coding region: 1007-2395 (462 amino acids)
Cellular component (GO): cytosol
Molecular function (GO): argininosuccinate lyase activity
Source: RefSeq, a predicted model, not a curated record